This is a messenger RNA of Saccostrea echinata, 363 nucleotides long. RefSeq names its product MICOS complex subunit Mic10-like. The transcript is spliced from 4 exons. The record is from RefSeq and is a predicted model, not a curated record. The coding region runs from base 2 to 253 and encodes 83 amino acids. Gene Ontology annotation, cellular component: MICOS complex; mitochondrial inner membrane; mitochondrion. Lineage: Eukaryota; Metazoa; Mollusca; Bivalvia; Ostreida; Ostreidae.
UAUGGCUAAGCGAUCGGAAGAUGAAUAUGGAGAAAAGGUCAACAGAGCUAUUGUUGACACAGGGGUUAAAAUGGCAACUGGUUUCUUGGUCGGUGGUAUAUUUUCCUUAGUUCUUUUCAAGCGAAGAACAUGGCCAAUCGCAUUUGGAGUAGGGACAGGUUUUGGAAUGGGAUACAGCAAUGCAGAAAAUGAUUUCCAGAACAAAAAUGCUGCAUUAUUAAAAAGACUACAGAAGGUACCCGCCAGCACGUGAUGAUUGCCAUCCAAUUACAUUUGACUUGAGAAAUUUUAGUUGCUAUGUUUCAUGUACAAGUGUGACAGUGAUCAGAGAUGUGUACUUUUUAAAUAAAGUAAUUUCAGUCA